AUGUUGUGCCCGCAAACCCACUGGGAGGACGCUACAGCCACGCCGACCCUGUGGUGGCCGCGUCGCCACGGGGUCGCCGAACCCCGCUCUGCGGUGACGCUGCUGCUUCGCUCGGGAGUGCCCUCGCGACAGCACCGACUCCCUGAGGCGUCGGAGGAAUCGCGAGGGAGGCGAGCAGGAGACGCGGACGCCAGGAGGAGCGGAGGCCUGAGAGGUGGGACCGGCCGCUGCAAGACGACGGGGGGACCGUUCGUGACUUCGGAAGCUCCCUGUGAUUGGUUGACAGAGGAGAGUGAAGAGCCAAUCACCUGCGAAAGAAUGGUGACGUCAUCAGUCUUAUUUCGCGCCAUUACCCGCUACAUAUCUGUGUACCCUGUGACGCCCACGCUCCCGAUUACCAUCUGA
Molecule: messenger RNA, 405 nt
Organism: Penaeus vannamei (Pacific white shrimp)
Lineage: Eukaryota; Metazoa; Arthropoda; Malacostraca; Decapoda; Penaeidae
Source: RefSeq, a predicted model, not a curated record